Molecule: messenger RNA, 1944 nt
Organism: Oppia nitens
Lineage: Eukaryota; Metazoa; Arthropoda; Arachnida; Sarcoptiformes; Oppiidae
Product: zinc finger protein 160-like
Exons: 4
Coding region: 139-1944 (601 amino acids)
Biological process (GO): regulation of transcription by RNA polymerase II
Cellular component (GO): nucleus
Molecular function (GO): RNA polymerase II cis-regulatory region sequence-specific DNA binding; DNA-binding transcription activator activity, RNA polymerase II-specific
Source: RefSeq, a predicted model, not a curated record
UACUUAAUAGAUAUGACACAUGACUUAAAUUAAUCAUAAAAUUUAACCAUAAGUUAUAUCAACUAAUCAUAAGCUGAUCCAACAACAACAACAACAACAGUAACCAUCACUGGUUCGGUUCAUAACAAUAAUCCAAACAUGUGUUCAGUACUGGCCAACGACGUGUUUGACGAACUGUACCGCGAAAAUCGGUCUCUGGUGGCCAAUCUGGUACACGAACAACAACUACGCCAAUUGGCCGACCAGAUCAUCAAUCAUCUGUUGGGUCUGACAGUGAACUGCAACUGUCCGCACGAUGACGAUCUCAUGGACAAACUCAAGACUAUGACCGUCGAGUAUCAGCGACAGAAGGCCAGCAACGACUCUARUAUUGAUCAUCCGUUUUAUGAGCCCGUCCUACGCGAAACAGUGGUGCCCACCAUCGAUAUGGCCGACUGUUCCUAUCAGUGCCAAGAGUGCCAGCAAUUGUUCACCACUGAUAUAGACUUAGAGAUCCAUAUAAAUAGCGUCCAUAAGAGCUGCCAGUCUUUUGUCUGUCACGAAUGUCAUCAUAUCUGCGAAACACAAGACCUGUUUGUCGAACAUUUGGAACAAAGUCACGGCUUUAAAGCUAAUAAUAUUAAUGAAGAUGAAGAAGAAGAAGAAGAAAAGUUGGUKCAAAAUGAUAUCAAACCAGACGUCCGAAGAUCAGAUGUAUCAAUGAGUCCGUCAUGGAGUCCAUACACGAGUCCCGUUAAGUCAAGUCCAUACAAGUUAUCGCCAGUUUUAACUAAGUUAAGUCCACGAAGUUUAGUGAAGAGUAUGCGAGUGUUUGGUGGCGGCGAUGAUGAAGUAAAUCCAGACUUUCGGCUAAUGUCAGAGAUGUUGCACCAGAGCUAUGCAAACAAUCUGAACGAAAAACUGGAAACAACCAAAAACAAGAAGAUCUAUAAAUGCAAUAARUGUUCGCAACAAUUCAAUCGACAACCGUUUCUUGAAGCGCACGUCAAUCGGGUACACAAUAAGACCAAACCGUUUUUGUGUGACAAAUGUGAUCAACGAUUUUAUGCGAAACACUAUUUAGACAAACAUUUGGCUGCCGAGCAUAAGAUCAAGUCGUUUGAGUGUAAUUUAUGUUCAUUUAAGACGAUGUCGUCUAAUAAUAUCUUACUUCACAAGAAACGGAUGCAUUCGGGAACUAAUGGUCCGAAUGCGAAGUCAGUAAAGACGACGACUAAAACAGUUAAUGUCAAGAAUAUUGGACAGAAAAAGUCGGAUGAGUUUGUCUGCGAUUUGUGUGACUUUAAAACUACUGCCAAAUACUCGUUUAUUUUGCACAAAAGUAGUCAUUCGAUGACCAAAAAGAAGUUGCGAUGCAAUGUCAACGGCUGCGGCAAAGUGUUUGCCAGCGAAGCCAGUGUCAGACAACACGAAAAACUUGUUCAUAAAAAUCUGAUGACAACACAGGCAAAGAAGCCAAAAGUGUUUCGGUGUCAUAUCAGUGACUGUAAAGAGAUUUUCAUUAAUAAGGUUCGACUCGACAGUCAUAGACUACAGACGCACGGCAUUAGUCUUCCGAAACCGAGCGAAACAAUCAAAACUGUGGCGAAAAAAUCACAGACAAAGAGAUCGAGCGGCGGUGACGGCGACGACUCGACAAUAUCGGCGAAGAACACUACCCAUCGGUGCGAUGUUAGCGGCUGUAGGAAACGAUUCAAAACUAUGUCGUUUCUGGUCGUCCAUCAACGACAGGCGCACAGUAUUGUCAAACGUUUUGGCUGUGAUUAUGCCGACUGUCGGCGCUAUUUUAAGACAAACGCCAAACUUCAGGCACAUAUACGUCAACAUAAGGAACUGGAAAAACGGUUUACCUGUCACUGGAAUGGCUGCAACUUUAAGACCGAUACUUACGCUAAACUCAAUCAACAUAAACGACAACUAAAACAUACUUCGAGUGGAUUAUAA